CUUUAAAAUAUUUUUUACUCUAUGUAAAAAACAUAACACCUUGCCUAACCUAUUACCCAUAACGGGCAUAACGGUUUUUAUCUGAUAUAAUUAAAUUGAGAAAAUAUUGUGCACAACACUAGUAUCUGGAUAGAAAUUAGAAAUAUAGAAUAAAAAGUUGACUUAUUUAGUAAUUUAGUAAUUAUUGAAUUUUACUUGUACUUUCAUCGUAUUAUUUAGAUAUACACUAAUAUUGCAUUAUGACAUGAUUAAAAACUAAACAUUUAAAUCAUUUCUUUGUUAGGUUAUUGCAGUCAAGUGUCUGUUAGUUGUUACUGUCUUGUUACCGAGGAAACGGAACACGGACUUCUGCACCAUUGUCAGUUAUAGUAAUUAUUUACCAGUUAUAGGCCUUGAUCAAUGUUUAACUAUUAUAACGUGUAGAUUAUAUACUUUACAAAUUAUUAAGAACUCAUACAUUAUUCACUGAACUAAUUUAUGAAAAUGAAUGUCAAUGGUCCAUACAAAUUUACAAAUUUAUUUAAAUGAAAACUUUUGCAACACAUUUGUAAAAUGCAAGCUUUCACAAAAUGUACAUUCAAUUUUGAAUAUUUUGUAUAAUUAUUCAACAAUUGAGUCUAUAGUAGUUUUAUUGUAAAAAUAUGUAUUCUUUUUAAUUUUUAAAUAUUCAUUAUAUACAAUGUCUAUUUACUAAAUUAUGCAUCCUAUGUUAUAAAUAAUAAUAAUUUCACUACCUAUUCCUGAAAACAAAAUAUGGAGGAAGAAGGUUUCAAAUUCAAACAUAUUUCCAAAGAAGAUUUUAAUAGAACUUACAAAAAAAUCAAUCGUUGUCGACAAAAACAAAUAGAUGAUCAACAUUGGAACGUUUAUAUGGAAUCAAUCAAAAGUACAGACUCUAAAAAAACAUACACUAUUGAAAAUAACACGGACAUUAAACAAAAUGAAAACUCAUUUAAUAAAUGUAGAAACAGUCAAUCUAGCAUGCAUGAUUCUGUAAAUUUAUACUCAUUGCAUGAUCCUUAUGAUAUAAAUCAUAUACACGGGCUUAGAAAUCGUUUGUUUAAAACAUUUAUUGAGUUUUCUAAUAUUUUAGAAAAUGCACUUUUGCCACCUGUUUUAAAAAGUGCUAAAAAAGUACGAAUUAAAAUAAAUGAAUAUGAUCAACAAACAAAUAAUUACAUAUUUGAUCUAAACUCACUGUUUUAUGAAAUUAAAAAAGAAUCAAAAAAUGAAGACUUGCACAAUAAAAAAAAUAAAACUAAUAUCACAUUAAGAAAAGCUUUUCAAAUUAAGUUAAUUAAAUGCUAUAAAUUAGCAAUUAAUGCCACAAAAAUGUGUUCAAAGACCUUGGAAGCUGGAAUUUAUAACCCUAUUCAAAAUAAAAUGAAAAAUUUAAUACAAAUUAUAUCAGCUCUAUCAUUAACUACUGGAAAAUAUAUUUAUGGUGAAUUAUUCAAGAAAAAAAAGAAAGAAAGUUUUGAUUUAGUUCAACAUUGCAAAGAUUUAGAAAAUAUGUUGGAGGAAUGUGGUUAUAAAGACACAGAUAUUGACAAUCAUAGUAAUAAUAUUAAUAGUAAUAUAUUAAAUGAGCUUUCUAAUAAAGCUUUAAGUAAACCUAAAACCCAAUUAUUUUCCGCCAAUUCCAAUCGAUUAAGUAUGUAUAAUCACGAUAAACCAAAAUUGGGAUCAUGCUAUGCUCAGGGAUGGUCAAAAAAAUCAUUUGAAUCAUCUAGAAAUAAAUUUUUAUCAAAACAAGACAAUAUCUUAAAAACUAAUAAUAAUUUAGACGAUAUCAAAACUGUAAUGGAAGAAUAUCCCUUUGGAGAAAUUAAUGAAACAAAUUAUAAAUUUUUGUUUAAAGAGAUACAAGAUGAAAAAUUAAUUAAUACCAAUGAAGCAAUUACAUUUUCAACUGAUUCAAAAAUAGUAAAGUCAAAUAAAUUAAAAACAACCAGUAAUGUUGGCCUAUACAUUGUACAAGAAAACAUCUGGAGAAAUUUCCUAUUAAAAGAUAUAAAGCUGUCUCAAAAUGGAUAUAUGGUUUUAAAUAUAACUCCACAACAAACUAAGGAAUAUUAUUUAUACAAAAGACAAUUCAAACAACAUUCAUUGAUAGCAGAACAUGAUGUUAAUAUCUUAUUCAAUAUUUCAGAAAAAAUUAUGGAUGACCUGAUAAAUGAAGUUUUAUCAAAAAUUGAUUAUGAUGCAAUAAUCAAGAAUUUAAUAAAAAUGGAACUAUUGGAAUGAUUUUAAAUUUUCAAAGGAUU
Molecule: messenger RNA, 2267 nt
Organism: Rhopalosiphum maidis (corn leaf aphid)
Lineage: Eukaryota; Metazoa; Arthropoda; Insecta; Hemiptera; Aphididae
Exons: 10
Coding region: 754-2247 (497 amino acids)
Source: RefSeq, a predicted model, not a curated record